Molecule: messenger RNA, 6031 nt
Organism: Peromyscus maniculatus bairdii (prairie deer mouse)
Lineage: Eukaryota; Metazoa; Chordata; Mammalia; Rodentia; Cricetidae
Gene: Ndst3
Product: N-deacetylase and N-sulfotransferase 3
Cellular component (GO): Golgi apparatus
Molecular function (GO): heparan sulfate N-sulfotransferase activity; hydrolase activity; deacetylase activity
Source: RefSeq, a predicted model, not a curated record
GGACCACUCGCCCUGCAAGCUCCGCCCGCCCCGCGCGCCCAUCCCACUCGGCCGGCCCGCAAGCCGGUGCUGGGGGAGGCCGCCGCUGCGGUGGCCUCGCCGCGGUAGCGCAGAGAGGAGGUGGACCGGGAAGCAGGAUGCAGGCGCUCCGCAGCCCGAGGUAAUCUCUAGGAUGGCGGGCAGGUUCCACACCUAGGAUCCCACCCCUGGCCACUUGAAAUGCGGACUCUAGAAAUGGCAGCGCGCGACCAUCGCAAGUUUCUAGCGACUGGAAACGAGGGGUCUCGAGAUCGACACUCGUUGAAUUUACAUUCCACGUCUCCUUUUCCGUCUUAAAUGCGUUGAUUUUAAACAAUGCAGAGACAAACCUCCUGAGUCACUGUGGGUUGUAAAUAUAACAAUGAAAGUUUUUUGCAUGGUGUGGUUCUUUGCUUUCGCGUGUUUAUUAACCUGUUAACUCGGGCUAGUCAGAAACUGGCCUUUAAAAUCCUCUUUGAGGAACAAGGGCAAGUUUCGCUGCUGCCUUCAGACAUCUGGCAUUUAUCAGCUUAGUUAGCAUCUGUCUUCCCUGAAGUGGUCCCAGCGCUGGUCCCUUGGAGAUGGGUCUCGCAUGUGUCACUCUUGCCCUCUAGUGCCUCACCCGCUUGGUAGCAGUCUGAUGGCUAAUAUUAAUAAGAUGUUACAUAACAUGAGGGGACUGGCCAGGACUGGCCUCACUGCCACUUGCAAAGGUGGAAAGCCCAACCGAAGCCUGCACAUGCUCCUCUUUCUGGCUUUUUUGUCUGUCGAUUGAAACUUUUCCCUGCAUUUUCCCGACUCUCUGAACUUUAAUUUCAGACUGUGUUUCCUGUGAGUCCUGACUGUGUAAUCCAGAUGUGCUGCAAUGGUGACAUAAACUAUUGACUGAGACCAGGGGCGUGGCUGAAACUCCAUCCUUCCUCCUAUUUUUUUUUAAAUGGUGCUUCUAUCAGAAUAGUCAAAGAAGUCCACCCAACAUGAGUUUUAUCAUGAAACUUCACAGACACUUUCAGAGAACACUGAUUCUGCUUGCCACUUUUUGUAUGGUAAGCAUUAUUAUCUCUGCUUACUACCUGUACAGUGGAUACAAACAGGAAAGUGAACUCUCUGGGAGGGCUUCAGAAGUGGACUGUGGUGACCUCCAGCACAUACCAUCCAGGCUGAUGGAAGUGAAGAGGACAAUGCUUUCUGAUGCUUCAAGGACAGAUCCCACAGUCCUGGUGUUUGUGGAGAGCCAGUACUCAUCCCUUGGCCAAGACAUCAUUAUGAUGCUAGAAUCCAUUCGAUUCCACUAUCACACUGAAAUCGCUCCUGGAAAGGGGGACCUUCCAGCCCUUACAGACAACGUGAAAGGCAAAUAUGUUCUCAUUAUAUAUGAGAAUAUUUUGAAGUAUAUAAACAUGGACUCUUGGAACAGAAGCCUCUUAGAUAAAUACUGUGUGGAGUAUGGUGUGGGUAUCAUUGGAUUCCACAAAACCAGUGAGAAAAACCUCCAGAGCUUUCAGUUCAGAGGUUUCCCCUUUUCCAUAAGUGGAAACCUGGCAGUAAAAGAUUGCUGUAUUAAUCCUCACUCCCCAUUGCUUCGUGUGACCAAAUCAUCCAAGCUGGACAGAGGUUCUUUACCUGGAACUGACUGGACAGUUUUUCAGAUUAACCACUCCACCUACCAGCCAGUGAUAUUUGCCAAAGUUAAGACUCCAGAAAACCUUUCUCCACCCAUCUCUAAAGGUGCUUUUUAUGCCACUAUCAUACAUGACCUGGGGCUUCAUGACGGGAUCCAGCGUGUUCUUUUUGGCAACAACUUGAACUUUUGGCUGCACAAGCUCAUCUUCAUAGAUGCCAUCUCCUUCCUGUCGGGAAAGAGGCUGACAUUGUCCUUGGACAGAUACAUCCUUGUGGACAUUGAUGACAUAUUUGUGGGGAAGGAGGGAACAAGAAUGAACACCAAUGAUGUGAAGGCCCUGCUUGACACUCAGAAUCUUUUGCGUGCACAAAUCACAAAUUUUACGUUCAACCUUGGAUUUUCAGGGAAAUUUUAUCACACAGGAACUGAAGAGGAAGAUGAAGGGGAUGACUGUCUUUUGGGGUCUGUGGAUGAGUUCUGGUGGUUCCCUCACAUGUGGAGCCACAUGCAGCCCCACCUCUUCCAUAAUGAAUCAUCUUUAGUGGAGCAGAUGAUUCUCAACAAAAAAUUCGCCUUAGAGCACGGCAUUCCUACCGACAUGGGCUACGCAGUGUCCCCUCACCACUCCGGCGUCUACCCUGUCCACGUUCAGCUGUACGAGGCCUGGAAGAAGGUUUGGAAUAUUAAAAUCACCAGCACUGAAGAAUAUCCUCACCUGAAACCAGCUAGGUAUCGGAGAGGCUUCAUCCACAAAAACAUCAUGGUUCUUCCAAGGCAAACCUGUGGGCUCUUCACUCACACAAUUUUCUACAAAGAAUAUCCAGGAGGUCCCAAGGAACUGGACAAGAGUAUUCAUGGAGGGGAGCUCUUUUUCACUGUGGUUCUCAACCCAAUCAGUAUUUUCAUGACCCAUUUGUCUAACUAUGGAAAUGACCGGCUGGGAUUGUAUACGUUUGUGAAUCUAGCCAAUUUUGUGCAGACCUGGACCAACCUGCGUCUUCAGACCUUGCCUCCGGCUCAGCUGGCCCACAAGUAUUUUGAGCUCUUUCCUGAUCAGAAAGACCCUCUCUGGCAGAACCCCUGUGAUGACAAACGCCACAGAGACAUUUGGUCUAAAGAAAAAACCUGCGAUCGUUUACCAAAAUUCUUGGUAAUAGGACCCCAGAAAACUGGUACCACUGCCUUGUGUCUGUUCCUGAUUAUGCAUCCUUCCAUCCUUAGUAACUCCCCCAGCCCAAAAUCCUUUGAGGAGGUACAGUUCUUUAAUAGAAAUAACUACCACAGGGGGAUUGAUUGGUACAUGGAUUUCUUCCCAGUCCCAUCUAAUGUCACCAGUGACUUUCUGUUUGAGAAGAGUGCCAAUUACUUCCAUUCAGAGGAAGCUCCUAAAAGGGCUGCUUCUCUAGUCCCCAAAGCCAAGAUCAUCACCAUACUCAUUGAUCCAUCGGACCGAGCAUACUCCUGGUACCAGCAUCAGCGAUCCCAUGAAGACCCUGCAGCUCUGAAGUUCAGCUUCUAUGAAGUGAUCUCUGCUGGGCCCCAUGCACCCUGGGAACUUCGAACCCUGCAGAAGAGGUGCUUGGUCCCGGGGUGGUAUGCCAGCCACAUUGAGAGAUGGCUUAUUUAUUUCCCGCCCUUUCAGUUGCUCAUUAUCGAUGGGCAGCAGCUAAGAACUGACCCAGCAACAGUGAUGGAUGAAGUCCAGAAGUUUCUAGGAGUCUCGCCUCAUUAUAAUUACUCUGAAGCUUUAACGUUUGAUUCUCAUAAAGGCUUCUGGUGUCAGCUAUUGGAAGAAGGAAAAACAAAAUGCCUUGGAAAGAGUAAAGGAAGAAAAUAUCCACCGAUGGAUUCUGAUAGUAGAGCGUUUCUGUCCAGUUACUACCGGGAGCACAACGUGGAGCUCUCGAAGCUGCUGCACAGGCUGGGGCAGCCUCUGCCAUCAUGGCUGAGACAGGAGCUGCAGAAGGUGAGGUAGCACGAAGAAGCAACGUGAAUCUCCUCCAGAGCUCACAGAAGCUACCAGAAAGCUGUCAAACACAUACCUCUUCGUCAAGGAAAACAAGCAAGGCUCCUUCCAUGUGCUGGCAUGUGGAUGAUGGUGGGGAGUGGGGGCGUAUCAAGUAUCUCUAAGAAGCUUCGUGGCCCGUGGCCUUCCACUCUGUACUCGUGUGGAAGCCCAGCAACAACCAAUGUAAAUUAAAUAACAAAAACAGAGAAACAAAACACGGAUACACACCUGUUCCAUGUGUCACACUAAUAUUUACAAUUUUGUAUAUCAACCAAAGUUGAAUUUCCGUAGAUUUCUGGACCAUUGUUUGACUGUAAAAUGUUCUUUUUGUUUUUGUUUCUGUUUUGACUCUGUGAAGUAUCUUCUACGAUGAUAAAUGUCACAUUGUAAAAUUCCAAAAGCAUGGAGGGAAAAAAUAGGCUGCCAGCAUAGCCCGGGACUGUGUGAGAGCAGAGACAGGAAGUGGGGUACCGGCUUUGUCUCCACUAAACAGAAGCAAAGGAGGUGCUGGAGCAAAGGCUUCUUGUGCAUAGCGCAUCGUGCUGGUGGAGCUGGAGCUCUGUAUUGCAAACUUGUCAGACAGCAAAGAGAAACCUAUUUGUACAUCAAAAUAGUAAGUACCCAUGGAAGAGCCCUGACUAAGUCCUCUGAGAGAGAGAUGGUGAGCAUCCAAAGGGACGCCACUGAGAAGAACACUGUGCUUUCCGCUGUAAGCUGUGGGUCUAUCCCGGUCACCUUCAGUUGUAGAGAAACCCAAGCAGAGUCUGCAGGAAGUAUCCUCUCUGUGACACACCGACCUUUAAAUGUGCAGAGCAGCUACUGAACAAACCCAGUUCCUUGAGGUGCUUUAUAAAGUCCUCAGACUGACAUUAUUGAAAAACUGCAUUUUUCCCGGUGAUCCCAAGGGAAAUUAUAUAAUGUACGGAUUUAUGUAAAAAUGAAUUACUAUACAAAUUUUAAUCUAAUAUUUGAAGUGAUUCUUGUGCUACAAAGUGGAGACAGCUGAGCAGGUCAAGUCCAGUGUUUGAGACUAUCUCACAUAUCUUCCACAUCCCUGCCCAACAGCGAGCAUAGUCCAAUAUAUGGACUAUCUGUGAAAACAAGCACAGAAGUGCAAAGAUGAACCUGGCUCUUGAAAUAUAUUCCAUUUAAAUUAAACGUGUGAGCCAGGAAUUCAGAACAAGAGUACAGUAGAUCAUACUUUCCUGUGUUAAUAUUUACCUAAUUUUGUAUUGUAAUUGACACAUGUGUAAAUAUUAAGUAGUACAUGCCCUGCUGUGACCACACAAGCUCUUAGAAAGUAUUUUACAAGACAUAUUUAGAAAAAAAAAGAUACGCAAGAAAGUCAAUGACCUAAAGAUUUGGACUGUCAUUAUCGUGCAUAAAAGUAUUCUUUCCGUUAUUUACCAGUUAGGAAACAGAAGUGGAAUGCUUCCUCUCACCGUGUAUUUCCUUAUACUCAUCACAGUUAUUGCUUUGUCUAUUUAAGGUUUUCCCAUGUUUUAUGUACUCACAGAACACAGUCAUUUUUAAGCACUUACCAGAAAGAAUUGAACAUACAACCCAAUUUUAAGAACCCUGACUGAGAAGCAAAAGCAAAGGACGGUGAGAUCAGCCUUCCCUCUUAUGGCUGUGGCUUCGGAAGCGUCGCCUGCCAAACCCAGCAGGACAAUCAGCCUUCACUUCCAUGUCCAUUCAUUUAAGAAAAUUGGCUCAAGGGGGUCGUGAGCCCUGGCAGCUCCAGCUGUUACAGUCUCACUGGCAACAGCCUGUCAGCUCGUGAAGGGAGUGAGGAGGUGAGUUCACAUGUGUCUCCACAUGUGAACUUCUGGAUAAAUUGGCUACUGACAUCCUUUAGUCUAGGUAGACGGUGCCUGUAAAGUAAACGGCAAAAAUAGCACUCAUAAUGAAUCAGAUAAAAGGAGAGAGGGCGCCAAGACCUGCUCGCUCACAAGUACGUGUUGACACAAUGUGGAACAGCAGCCCUUUGAAAGGGUUUUGACCACUCCGCAUGUCACAGAGACAGUUCCAAAUUCUCGAGGACACCCACAGGCUUCACACUGGGAGCUCCAGCUGGCUAUUAUGCUAUCCUGAAAGUAACAGAAACCUAUGAGAAAAGAAUGAGAGGGGACAUGAUUUCAAACUAGCUUUGUAUAGAAUUCUUUUUCAUUGCUUAGAAUAUGGGGCUUCCUCAGGAAGAAAUGAAAUGGUUAUUUCAAUGUUUAUAGCUAUAAUAUUCUUGUCAUUCACAUUGAAUGAAAAUUAUUGGGAACAUUUUUUCCUCUGGGUUUUUUAAAUUAAAAAAAAAAAACCCUCACUAUAAUUCUAAAAGUGGCAUGAUACCUCAUAUGUAUAACAAUAAACUCUGAUAAGAAAAUAAA